Ostrinia nubilalis (European corn borer) is the source of this 2423-nucleotide messenger RNA. RefSeq names its product tropomyosin-2 (gene Tm1). The coding region runs from base 16 to 1242 and encodes 408 amino acids. Gene Ontology annotation, biological process: muscle contraction; actin filament organization. The record is from RefSeq and is a predicted model, not a curated record. Gene Ontology annotation, cellular component: actin filament. The transcript has 8 exons. Lineage: Eukaryota; Metazoa; Arthropoda; Insecta; Lepidoptera; Crambidae. Gene Ontology annotation, molecular function: actin filament binding.
GCGCCGCGCGUAGAAAUGUCCGCGUCCGCGCCCCACGCCCCCGGGCGCACCCCCGUGAGGCGCAGGGGGCACCAGCACCACCCGCGGCUGCGGGGCGACCGCCAGCCCGCCCCCAGCGCGCCCGCAAACUACGAUCCGUCCAAACAAGUGACCUUAGACAAUCAAACAGACGAUGUUGUGCCUUGUGUCAAUAGUGUUAGUGAAUCUCAAGAAGUGACAAGGACGAAUAGUGACGAUGCACUUUCGAAUCGAAAUAUUAUCGAGGACUAUGCGAUUGUUGACGAUGAAAUCGAGUUUGACAGUAGAAUUACAGGCGUGGAAUCUCGUGAUAGCUCCGAAGACGAUUUCUCGUUUAAAGAUGAGCGGUCGGCGGGAGACGGCGCCGAAGUGACCGCUGUUGCCUGUGAUAAUUCUGAUGACGACCCUGAAACAGCAGAACUUGCGAAACUUAGAUGUACGAGCGAAUGUACAGAAGUUUUAGCUGCAAGGGAAAACAGAAGGAGAAGAAGAUGUGCAGAUUACCCCGGUCUGGCGUUCGGCAGUUCAAUUUUUUCGUCGGAUACGAUGAUGAAAUUUUCCAUCAUCAAAAAUGAGUUGCAGAAUAUCAAGAACACGGCAUUAAAAAGGGCCGAGUCCGAGGUGGCUGCCCUGAACCGACGCAUCCAACUGCUGGAGGAGGACCUCGAGAGGUCCGAGGAGCGUCUCGCCACCGCCACAGCCAAGCUGGCCGAGGCCAGCCAGGCUGCCGAUGAGUCCGAACGUGCCCGCAAGGUCCUCGAGAACAGGUCGUUGGCCGAUGAGGAGCGCAUGGACGCCCUGGAGAACCAGCUGAAGGAGGCCAGGUUCCUCGCUGAGGAAGCCGACAAGAAAUACGAUGAGGUCGCUCGUAAGCUGGCCAUGGUUGAGGCUGACCUGGAGCGCGCGGAGGAGCGUGCCGAAUCCGGUGAAUCCAAAAUCGUCGAGCUUGAGGAGGAGUUACGCGUUGUCGGCAACAACCUGAAGUCCCUGGAAGUCUCCGAGGAGAAGGCCAUGGCGUCGCGCGAGCACGUCGAGGAUAAGAUCCACAGCCUCUCGCAGAAACUGACGCAAGCUGAAGCUCGCGCUGAGUUCGCUGAGCGCUCCGUGCAGAAACUCCAGAAGGAGGUCGACAGGCUUGAAGACGACCUGGUGGCCGAGCGCGAAAAGAGCAAACUUCUGCAGGAGGAGAUGGAGGCCACGCUCCACGACAUCCAGAACAUGUGAACACCUCGCGCCUCGCCCGCCACCCUCACCCGCGCGCCACCCAUAUCGACAUCGACAUCGACAUCGACACUCGCACAUCACUAGCGCUUUGACAGCUGUCACUGUGACACGAGCCGCCAUCUUUAUUUAACCCUCCGGAAAACACUGGCUCUAUUUUAUAGUGAUGAGUUGUUAUUUUUCCAUAGUUUUUUACAAAAUGACGCGGUAGACCGAGUGAGGUGGGCGGGCGACUAGAUGUUUCUAGAGUUAGAGUAAUUGCCAGCCGCUUUUUAAUGUAACGUCGAGAACGAGUGUUCGCUAGACACCACUGCCAUGUGCAAUUUUUGUUUUAAUGAUACACAAAUUAUUCUACUAAUAUUUUCCGUAUAAAUGUUGAGAACUUUAUUUCAUUAUAGUCAUUUAUGUCAAGCGUGCCUGUAAAUGUCGAGCUUUCGACUUUCUUUGAUGAAUGCAGCUAUACAAUCCGCUUUCUUAUGGCACUUCUAGUUAUAGGAUAAAACGUCAACAUUCCAAAAUGGGUCCAAAUGUUUGAAAUGUAUACUCAACAAGUCACUAGGACUGAUAUUGUAAAAGUUGCACAUCACUUGUACAUUCUCUUAUAUCGCAAAGCGUAGAACAAAUUUAUUGUUUUUGUAAUAAUCAGUUCCAAUUCCUAAUUAUGAUUUCACUUGUCGUACGUACGUAGUGCAAAACAUUAAUUAAUGAUAUUGGCAAUAAUAAUUAGUGCACUGUUUGCUAUUAUUUAUAAUGAACUCUUAUUUACUUAAUAUUAGAAAGAGAUUAGAUAUUUUAUUUAAUGAGUGGUAUGGUAACACGUAAAAUAUUGAUAUUUAUAAGAAUAUACUUUGCUACGAAGUAUUCGAUAUUCUAUUUUGUUUCGCGUAUGAUUUUUCUUGUGUCAUAAAAUUGAGUAUUGUUAUUAUUUAUUUAAAUGAUUUGAAGAAUAAAUGAUGACCAUUCCAUACUGUAACGCUGUCGAGGAUCCGUGCGCAGGUUGUUACUUCCUAGAGCUGGCAAUUCCGCGCCGCGGCGCACACUUGUCAAACAAAACGUUCGCUUACGAGAUAACGUUUUACAUGUUAUUGAUUAAUGAAUUGAUAGUAAGUUCGUGAGAAAUAAAUUAAUGAUUUUAAGAGUAUUCUAACACAAGUGUUUAUAAAUAUAUAUUAUUAUUUUUAAAA